CACAUCUCGUUCGUUUUUCGUCGCGAAAAAAUGGUGGACGUGGGACGUGGCUGAUUCAGGCGAGUUUUUUUGGUUUACGGUGGUGAAUUUUAAGAUUUAAUUCGCACUUAUUGUGGAAAAUUAGAAAAGACGUGAUUAUAUUUAAGUGGAUUCUUAUUGAACGGUGCUUUGGGUAGAUUCCGUUUUUGCUAUCCAGGAGCUACUGGGUGAAAGUAGCGAAAUUGCUAAAAUCCGUAGUGCAGUGGUUGGAUUAAGACAGUGAUGAUGUCGGAAGUGCUGCCUUCAGGGAAAGCAGGACUGCCUGCGGCCAAUUCCGCCGCCACAGGGACGGUUUCAACUCAAUUGGAACCCGACAUGAAAGGUUGGCUGCUAAAGUGGACAAACUACCUCAAGGGAUAUCAGAAGCGGUGGUUUGUUCUGUCCAAAGGGGUACUAUCCUAUUAUAGGGCUGAACACGGAGCCGGAGCGAAUGCAGGGGGCAGGAGUGCCGGGGGCAAAUUAUCUAUCCGACGUCGCAGGAAAGGCCCCCGAGCGGAGAGCAAAGGAUCCAUGAUGCAAUGUAUUCGAGCGCCUCGCUCACCUACUAGACAGAAUACCCCAUCUGAAUCGAAAAAAGACAGAAAGAAACACAAAAAAAAUCAAGCAGAGAUGACACACACUUGUCGCGGUACAAUAUCCCUCCAUGGCGCCCUUAUCCACACUGUGGACUCCUGUACGUUUGUGAUAUCGAAUGGUGGAACCCAAACGUUUCACAUUAAAGCUGGAAACGAAGUGGAACGACAGUCCUGGGUAACUGCAUUAGAGCUGGCCAAAGCGAAAGCAAUACGCGCCAUGGAAAGUGACGAUGAGGAAGAAGAAACAGCAGCCAACACGAUACCUAGCGAGGAACUCAUCUUAGUAGUAAGGGAGUUAACUGUUAGAUUAGAAAAUUUAAAGACAUGCUACGAUCUGAUAACUAAGCAUGGUGCAGCAUUGCAGCGCGCCUUAUCGGAGCUGGAAUCCGGUGAAGAUCUAGCGAAUAAAAACAAGAUAGUCAGUGAACGUGCAACGUUGUUCCGAAUAUCCUCCAAUGCCAUGAUAAAUGCUUGUUCGGAUUAUUUACAAACAGCGCAGACCCAGGGUCAUAAAUGGUCCAAGAUGUUGCAGCACGAACGUGAUCAGAAACUUCAUCUGGAAGAAAUGGUCGAACAAUUAGCUAGGCAACACUCGCACCUCGAACAAGCAGCACAUCGCCAUAGACCGAAUGCAGCAACUUCCGCUUCCGAUGACGAAGACAAUGAGUUCUACGAUGCACAAGAGGAAGGUGGUUCCGUCGCUUCACAGGAGGAUAGUUCGUUCAUAUUGAAAAUUCCGGUUGCUAAUCACCGACGUAACUCCAACGACGCUACGGGUAGCUCCUCAGAGGGCGAAGAAGGCAAUAGUGAAACACAGCAAGUAUUAGUAGUCACCGAUAAUCUAGACAAUAUGGACAUGACGGAUAGAAUAUCUGUUAACAGUAGUCAAGCACUAACACCAACCCUUUUCAAUAACAACCAAUCCACAAAGGUGGUACGGAGGCGACGAACACGUGUACCAGACAAACCCAACUAUCCGUUGAACCUGUGGUCUAUCAUCAAGAACUGCAUCGGUAAGGAUCUAUCGAAAAUUCCGAUGCCGGUUAAUUUCAACGAACCGCUCUCGAUGCUUCAAAGAUUAACCGAGGAUUUCGAAUACUCGGAAAUUUUGGACAAGGCAGCUCAGUGCAAAGAAACUUGUGAGCAGCUAGCAUACGUAACCGCAUUUACCAUCUCGAGUUAUUCGACCACUAGUAAUCGCACUGGUAAACCAUUUAAUCCACUUCUUGGCGAAACGUACGAGUGUGACCGGACAGAUGAUCUCGGUUGGAGGUGUAUCAAUGAACAGGUAUCUCACCAUCCACCCAUGGCAGCACAAUACUGUGAGGGUCGGGGUUGGAGAUGUUGGCAGGAGUUCACAAUGACCUCCAAAUUUCGUGGCAAGUAUAUUCAAAUAGUUCCGCUUGGGUACGCGCACGUUGAAUUUCCUGCGACUGGUAACAAAUUCACUUGGCGCAAGGUAACCACUACGGUACACAAUAUCAUCGUUGGAAAGCUCUGGGUUGAUAACCACGGAGAUAUGGAAAUAUUCGGCGAAAAGAAUGCCCGAGGAGUGAAAUGCCAUCUAAAAUAUCUACCCUAUUCAUACUUUACGAGAGAUACACAGCGUCGUGUGAAGGGUGUAGUGAUGGACAAUUCCAACCAGGUCAAAUGGGUGAUAAACGGUACCUGGGACAGCAAAAUCGAAAUUGCACCAGUAACUUCCACUAGUGGCUCUGUUGAAAAUCCUGUCUACAAGACGGGCAACUAUAAAACGGCCUGGAGUAGGCGAUUACCGCCAACUGAUUGUGAUAAAUACUACAACUUCACGUUGCUUGCCUGCCAACUGAACGAACUCGAGCCUAACGUUGCACGCACAGAUACGCGUUUGCGACCCGAUCAGCGGUUAAUGGAGGAAGGCAAGUGGAACGAAAGUAAUGGGGAAAAACUAAGACUGGAAGAAAAGCAACGAGCGCGACGACGUGAACGUGAGGCUGAGGCCGAGAAGGCUGCGGCAGAAGGCCGACCCUAUCCGCCAUACGAACCGGUCUGGUUUAGUAAACAGCAAGAGGAAGGCACCGAUAAUCUGGUGCACGUGUUCAAGGGAACCUAUUGGGAUGCCAAGGUGAAGCAGGAUUGGUCCAAAUGCCCCGAUAUUUUCUAGGAAGUUGUAUAAUCUUGUACAUUGUUUUUUUUUUUCGGUUAUGUAAUUUGGAAAUGUUUGCUUUAUUGAUAGGUUUAGUACUAUGUAUGAAAGAGGUGAACGGAUGAAUCAAAUGGAUGGUUUUAUUUGCAAUAUAUUGCUAAUUAAUUUAAUAAAAGCGUAGCGAAACGAAAAAUAUCGAGGUGUUAUUUGUAAUACAUUUUCUGGACUAAUUGUUUAAUGCAUCUUUUGAAGAAUAAAUAUAGCAACACGAACGUUUGUUCUUCUUUAGUUCCUGUUUUUGUUGGCAUUACCAAAUACUACUACUACUGUUACAACAACAAUCAAUUACCAAGACAAAACAAAUGCCGGAUUAGAAAUAUCAGCUAAUAUUGAAGAACAACACAAAAUAUUGAAGGGAAAGCAUUCAGAAAUUAUGAGAGUGGUCUUCGAAUUGAUAUGAUAGCAUUCAAAUGAUAACUGUGACUCUCUCUCUUUGAGACGUAAACUACAACAAAUUUUGGGAUACCUUUACCUAAGCACUAUUACUAUUGCUAGCAAAUUACAUUAUUACUAUUAUACAAAAAAAGUGGAGUACGAAUAGAUUGGUAACUGGCGGCAUGUAAAAUUAUAAAGUAUCGUACCUAAAUGUUAAAACAUGGUGCAGAGUUUAGCUGGUAGACAAUGGUUAUCCUAAAUCUUGGUUCAAAAAGGUGAUUCAAAUCGUUCGAUUGCUUUAUGUUUUUCUCAACUCUUAUGCUGCUUAUCAUAACUGAAACGUUAAUCUUCUAUAUUGUCCAAGCUGUUUCGAUUGUAAAGCAAAACUAAACACUGAAUGUCAAAUUCCAGAAAGCAAAGAUUUCCUACCACAAACAAAUAGCAAUCCGUCAUCGAGAAAGAAAGAAAAAACUCACUCAGUUCAAGUAACGGAUAAACACGGCAAAUUAUACAUUUAAAACAAAACAAACUAGAUAAAAUAGUUUAGACAAAUUACUUGACAAAAAGGAAUAACAAAUACGAAGGAACGAAACCCUUUCUGACUAAUGAUGUGAAUUUAACGAAAUAACAGGUUAAACAAUAUUCGAAUGAAAACCAUAAAUAUACAAAGAAACUUUAUUCAAAUGUCAUGAAAAUUAAAACAGAGGAAACAUAAUAGGACAGAAAUUACUAGUUGUUACGCUUAUGAAGCUAUUAAUGAAAAUAUGAAGUAAAAUAAAACAAUGAAAAUGUUUUAAACCAAA
Messenger RNA from Ochlerotatus camptorhynchus, 3977 nucleotides. It is a transcript of the gene Osbp, whose product is annotated as oxysterol binding protein. Gene Ontology annotation, molecular function: sterol binding. The transcript is spliced from 11 exons. Lineage: Eukaryota; Metazoa; Arthropoda; Insecta; Diptera; Culicidae. Gene Ontology annotation, cellular component: perinuclear endoplasmic reticulum; intracellular membrane-bounded organelle; plasma membrane. The coding region runs from base 262 to 2757 and encodes 831 amino acids. The record is from RefSeq and is a predicted model, not a curated record.